Messenger RNA from Apaloderma vittatum (bar-tailed trogon), 1013 nucleotides. It is a transcript of the gene LGALS8, whose product is annotated as lectin, galactoside-binding, soluble, 8. The record is from RefSeq and is a predicted model, not a curated record. The coding region runs from base 1 to 891 and encodes 296 amino acids. The transcript has 8 exons. Lineage: Eukaryota; Metazoa; Chordata; Aves; Trogoniformes; Trogonidae. Gene Ontology annotation, molecular function: carbohydrate binding.
AUGAUGUCCUUGGAUAGAUCAAAGAAGAGAAUCAGUAACCUGGCUAUUCCAUAUGUUGGGACAAUACUUGAUGGUCUUGUUCCUGGAGAGCUGAUUGUCAUAAAUGGGACUGUUCCUGAUGAUGCAGACAGGUUCCAGGUGGACUUACAGUGUGGCAGCAGCACAAAGCCUCGAGCUGAUGUGGCAUUUCAUUUCAACCCCCGCUUCAAAUGGUCUAGUUGCAUUGUUUGCAACACACUGGAGAGGGAAAAAUGGGGCUGGGAGGAGAUUACUUAUGAGAUGCCCUUCCAAAAAGGGAAGCCAUUUGAGAUUGUCAUCAUGAUUUUAAAGGAUAAAUUCCAGGUGUCUGUAAACAAGAAACACUUGCUGCUCUACAACCACAGAAUUAGCCUUGAAAGAAUAGAUACUCUUGGAAUAUAUGGCAAAGUACAGAUCAAAACCGUAGAUUUUGUUUGCAAUGGGGAAAUGCCGGAUGGUUCACAAUUUGGACUUCCUUACGUUGGGAAGCUUGAUAAAGCACUUCGUCCAGGAAGCACAGUUGCCAUUAAAGGAGAAGUGGAUAAAAACCCAAAGAGCUUUGCAAUAAAUCUGAAAUCGAGUGGCUCAAAGGACAUUGCAUUACAUCUGAAUCCCCGCAUUAAAAAUAAAGUUUUUGUAAGAAACUCAUACCUUCAUGACAGCUGGGGAGAAGAAGAAAAAGGAGUUGCCAACUUCCCUUUCAGUCCAGGGAUGUACUUUGAGCUGAUAAUUUACUGUGAUGCCCACCAGUUCAAGGUUGCUAUUAAUGGUGUUCACACUCUGGAGUACAAGCAUCGUUUUAAACAACUUGAAAAAAUCAACAUAGUGGAAAUCAUGGGAGAUAUUCAAUUGUUAGAUGUGAGGAGCUGGUAGUUCUUUUCAAUCAUUACUUAAAGAAUUGAACUUCUCCUGACCGUCUCUCCUUGUCAAGUACAAACACAUACUAACUCGUGCUGAGCCCGCCUUUAUCUAUCUAGGCUUCUGCUUCUCUGAGU